Molecule: messenger RNA, 782 nt
Organism: Emiliania huxleyi CCMP1516
Lineage: Eukaryota; Haptophyta; Isochrysidales; Noelaerhabdaceae
Exons: 2
Coding region: 84-692 (202 amino acids)
Source: RefSeq, a predicted model, not a curated record
UAACCACGAGCCCGACGCUCACUACAGUAACCUUUUCCCGGAGUGGAGGCCCGGCUUUGAGGGGCCUCGGCCACAUCUCCUUCAUGCAUCGGCUGGGCAAGCGCGAUCGGUCGCGGCACGCCGACCUGGUUGCAGAGGAGGAGGCGUCGCAGGCGCUGGAUCGCGCCCGCGCCGCCGCCUCUGCGCUGCGAUGGCGCGUCUCGGCGCCUCCUCUGCUCCUCGGCGCCAUCUGCAUCGCGUUUGUUGGCGCGUCUUACUUUGCAAGAGUGAGCGGCGAGUCUGCUCUGCACCUACGCCGCUCCACGUACGGCCCCUUCAUGUUCGGUGGCGGCGUCCUCCUCGCCCUCGCCGUCCUCCCGACGGACGAGGCGCUGCUGCGGCUCAUUGCGUUGAUCGCCGUCCCUUCUUUCCUCGCUCUCGCCCUCCUCAACGCUCGCGUCGGCAGGUCUAACCUCGACGAAGCUCAGCUCUCCUCCUGCGGCAUCGCCUCGGUGCCGCUGCUCUGCGCCGUCGACUGGCUCGUCGCCGCCGCGCUCUACUUGUCGGUCGCGCUGUACCUGAUGCCGACGCUGCUGCCCGCACGGGAGUGGUCCCCCCUCUCCUCGCGGCGCAGCGAGUCGCGCACGCGAAGCAGCGAGUCGCACUUCGCUUCGGGUAUGGCCGCUGCUUCCGCCACUCGGCUUUGGGUGUGACCAACGCCUCGUAGCAGCACGUGCGUGUGGACAGGCCGCUCCUUUCGCGACUCGAUGCGCAAGCCGUCGGUCUGGGCGCUGCCGCCGCGG